ACUAUCCCAAAUUAGCAUUUUUCAUGAUCUUCACCUUCUUUUCUGCAAUCAAAUCUUCAUAGAAAUACUGAAACCAAUGCUAGUAUUAUUCGUCAUUUAGUACUGUUUUUUUUUUUACUUAUAGAGUUCUUUUUACCAUUUUCACAGUAACGUAAUGAUUUAAAUGAGUUUUUCAAAUAAUUUAGUCAAUUGGUAUCUACGAGACUUCAACACUUAAUUAAGUCAUUUGACUUUUUGCCAAUGUAUAUUUUAAUGCCUCCCCUUUAUCUUCUUCAAAAGUCAACUCCCUACAAAAAAAAAAACAACCUGUUUUUUAUAAAAUUCUGAACAGAAAUAUGGUGGUGUGUUUAUAUUUGGUUUAGUUAAACUCAAAUUGUGUAGAGCAUCACUAAUUCAGAAUGUUGACAGGGGCAAAGUUAUACACCCUCCUCUUUAGUCAUUACCUUAUUUUAAAACUAAUUAUUUUUGUAUCGUUAGUUAGUAUUAAAAUAGUAGAAAGCAUAAUGUCGGAAAUAGUAUAUUGAAAUAGUAUAAUUUUACUAAUUCCACUAACAUUAGAAUAAACCAAAUUCAUAAAAGAAUAAACUUUCAAAUGUCAACUCUCUCUCUCUCUUACAUAGGUGGUGACUCUGUCUCUUCUUCUUCAUUUUGGUUCCACCAUAAAUUAACCAAACUCCCAUUCACACCAUCGAUCUCCUCCUUUUAUGAACCAUCGCUUCAUAUUCGUGUCUUGUUGUUACUUACUUCUUUGACAGAUGGGGAAUGGAGUCACCACUUUGAGCCCAUGUUGCACCGGCACCGACGCCGGUGAAAUCUCCCGGCGAUACGACGUAUCUCUCGUCCACGACGGACUCGGCCACUCCUUCUGCUACAUACGACCGGACGUCACCGGAGUAGCAGUGUCGCCUUCUUAUACGCCGGAGAUUCCUCUCCGAUCAGAACCUAUCCCAGAAACGACCACUUUCCGAUCGAUCUCCGGCGCGUCGGUCAGCGCGAAUCCGUCAACAGCUCUCUCCGGUUCUGCUUCGUCGGACUCGGAUUGUAUGUACAGCUCAGCCUCCGCGUUCGAGAGCUCUGGUAACUUCGCGUCUCUCCCUCUCCAGCCUGUGCCGCGCGGCGGCUCCACGUGUCAGUCGGGUCCGAUUGUUAACGAGUCGGGUCACGAGACGGGUCCGUUUGAGAGGCGGUUCUUGUCGGGUCCGAUUGAAAGCGGGUUGUAUUCGGGUCCGAUAGAGUCGAUGAAGAAGAAGACGACGGAGAAGGAGAAACCAAAGAAGAAGGUAAGAAGAAAAGCCUCGCCGGAAAAAACUAAACCGAAGAAAAAGAAGAACUUUCUCACAUUCAAAGCCUUGUUCACUAAUCUAAUCUCCACCAAUAAACCUAGCUCGAAGAAGAGUGUGAUCGAGCCGAUCAACGGUUCUGAAUCACCAGACUCUGAUCGUCAUCAUGAACCUGAGAUUGUCAACGAGAAUCCUAAACCUGAUCACAAGCGAGAAGCUAAAGAAGAGGAAGAAGAAGAAGAAGAACAGAGGAAAUGCUCUGUUUUGGAUGUUCAAUGGGCUCAGGGGAAAGCAGGGGAAGACCGUGUACACGUGGUCGUCUCUGAAGAAAACGGAUGGGUUUUUGUCGGAAUCUACGACGGUUUCAGCGGUCCAGACGCGCCGGAUUAUCUACUCAACAAUCUAUACACCGCCGUGCAAAAAGAGCUCAACGGGUUACUCUGUAACGACGAAAAGCUCAGAACUUUAGGAGAAAACGGCGACACCCAAAUCGGAAAACGUUCCGACAAGGAAGAUUCCGAUUCGGGGAAAGAGAAUUUCCCUGCAACGACGAACACUGACGCGGUUGCUUCCGGCGCAAGAAACCAAGAGAAGAGUGUGAAAUGGAGAUGUGAGUGGGAGAAUAACGAUACUAAAUCUGACAACGACUGCGAUCAGAAAGGAUCAAACUCGACGAGAACAGACCAUGGAGAUGUCCUGAAAGCUCUUGUACAUGCUUUGAGGAAAACAGAAGAGGCGUAUCUAGAGCUAGCUGAUACGAUGGUUGAAGAGAAUCCUGAAUUGGCAUUGAUGGGAUCAUGCGUUCUCGUGACUUUGAUGAAAGGAGAAGAUGUUUAUGUCAUGAAUGUUGGAGAUAGUCGAGCGGUUUUAGCGAGGAAACCUAAUGUGGUGGUUGGAAGCAGGAGGCAAAAAGAGCUGGAGAGAAUCAAGGAAGUUAGAGAAAUGUUUAUGAAUGGAGCAAUAACGCGUAAUAGUUUGGUUCCUCUACAGCUUAACAAGGAACAUAGCACACGUAUUGAAGAGGAAGUGAGAAGAAUCAAGAAGGAACAUCCUGAAGAUGAUGGUGCAAUAGAAAAUGAUAGAGUUAAAGGUUAUCUUAAGGUCACUCGUGCAUUUGGAGCUGGAUUUCUCAAACAGCCUAAAUGGAACAAUGCACUUUUAGAGAUGUUCAGGAUCGACUACAUCGGGACAUCACCGUACAUCACAUGCUCUCCAUCUCUAUGUCAUCAUAAGCUAACGACACGUGACAAAUUCUUGAUCCUCUCUUCGGAUGGGUUGUAUGAAUAUUUCUCUAACCAAGAAGCCAUUUUCGAGGUUGAAUCUUUCAUCUCUGCUUUUCCUGAAGGCGAUCCAGCUCAACACUUGAUUCAGGAGGUCCUCCUACGUGCUGCCAACAAAUAUGGUAUGGAUUUUCAUGAACUGUUGGAAAUACCACAAGGAGAUCGUCGGAGGUAUCAUGAUGAUAUCUCUGUGAUUGUUAUCUCACUUGAAGGAAGAAUAUGGAGAUCGUCCAUGUGAAUAUUGUUAUUAUUUUUUUCAUGAAUUGAAUCCUUUGAAGAACUAAUUUCAAUAACUCAGUUUGUUUUUUUCUUUUUCCAAUUUGAAUUUUUCUCACAGUAUUUUUCAUUUGAUGUAUUUAUUUUUACCUAAAUAGUUUUGUGAACAAAAAGCGAACCAAAGUGGGCAUAUACAUAUCUUUGGCUUUUCUUGGUUUCCUUGUAAAUCAAAUCAUUUUCUCUUCACUUGAUAUAAUAGAACUUUAUCAAAACCCG
This is a messenger RNA of Brassica rapa (field mustard), 3052 nucleotides long. RefSeq names its product probable protein phosphatase 2C 66. Gene Ontology annotation, molecular function: protein serine/threonine phosphatase activity. NCBI's taxonomy places the organism in Eukaryota, Viridiplantae, Streptophyta, Magnoliopsida, Brassicales, Brassicaceae. Gene Ontology annotation, biological process: protein dephosphorylation. The record is from RefSeq and is a predicted model, not a curated record.